AUGGAGAAGAAGAGAAGAAUUAUCAAACUUGACCAUCAGGAUUCGAAAUCGGAACUUCAAGUCGAGGGAUUUAAAGAAGAUAGGAUAAGUGAAUUGCCGGAUUCAGUACUUUGUCACAUAUUUUCGUUCCUUCCGACUUUAUAUGUGGUGUGGACCACCGUUUUGUCUACGAGAUGGAACAACUUAUGGAUUUCUGUUCCGAGCUUAGAUUUCAACCAGACGGAUUUCCCUGGACGCCGAGGAUGGCUUGCAUUGAGGACAUUUGUAGAUCGCGUGCUUUCAGUACGCGACUCAUCACACAUUGAUAGGUUCCAUCUUUUUUGUUGUUCUUUUGGAUUUGAAGAGAAAGAUUUCCAUCUUUUUGAUCCCUGGACAUUCACUGAGAACAGGAAUGAUGUUUUUAAACUUGACUUUUGUAUUGUUGCCGAUCAUCGUCUUCGGAAAUUAGAGUUGAGAUUGUCUCAAAGAAUCUUUAUUUACAAUACAAAGCUUGUUCUAGACUUGGUUUCAAAAUGUAGUAUUACUCCAGGUUGUUUCCCAAGUAGUCUCAAGUCCCUCAGUGACUUGAUGGGAUUUCUUAAUCUCAACUUUCCAUCAGUUGAAGAAGACAUGGUUAUAGAUGGCAGUUUUAAACAACCUUUCGAUUACUACAUCUCUAGAAAAGAACUAAAGACAUUGUUAACAAGUUUCAUCAUCCGAGAUAAUGAAGAACCACCCACCAUUUAUCUCAAUGCUCCAAAUCUCGAAAAUCUUGUCAUUCAGGGCCCGGCUAAAGAUUUGCCUAACUAUGUUUUGGAGAAUGUAUCUUCCUUGGUAAAAGCUGAGAUUGAUCUCCCUUUUGCAGAUUGUUUAAGUCCCCGGGGAAGUUUGUUGCUGAGUAGAAUAUCCGGUGUUGAAUAUCUGUCUCUUUCAGUUCCUUGUGAUCUUGUGGCAAGGUCUAUUCCUGUUUUUGAAAAUUUGAAGCGACUGAAGCUAUUUCAUCUUAGUAGCCUUGUCUGGUUAACGGAGUUUCUAAGGAGAUCACCUAAUCUAGAGUAUCUUGUUCUGAAUACUAGUCACCCCAAAUGGAGGGAUGCAGAGUAUAUACCAGGAUAUCUUAAUGAGAGAUAUGUUCAAGGAUUUGCGCCGUUCAAUCCACCACAAACUGUGCCUAAUUGCUUGUUGUCGCACCUCAAGACUAUCUCAUGGAGUGCUUUCAUGGGAGACAAGGAGGAGUGGGAAGCGGUGAAAUAUUUGUUUAAGCCCGGUGAAGUUCUCAGUAAAUUUACUAUUUCAGCUUAUGUACAGGUCACAAAAGAGGAAGCUAAGAAGUUGUGCAAAGAAAUUUUAACAUUUCGUAAGUGUUCAAAGACUUGUGUGGUUGAAGUUAUCUAG
This is a messenger RNA of Rosa rugosa (rugosa rose), 1374 nucleotides long. RefSeq names its product F-box/FBD/LRR-repeat protein At3g26920-like. The record is from RefSeq and is a predicted model, not a curated record. Gene Ontology annotation, molecular function: protein binding. Lineage: Eukaryota; Viridiplantae; Streptophyta; Magnoliopsida; Rosales; Rosaceae. The transcript has a single exon. The coding region runs from base 1 to 1374 and encodes 457 amino acids.